Molecule: messenger RNA, 2765 nt
Organism: Eublepharis macularius
Lineage: Eukaryota; Metazoa; Chordata; Lepidosauria; Squamata; Eublepharidae
Product: homeobox protein otx5
Exons: 6
Coding region: 344-1216 (290 amino acids)
Biological process (GO): multicellular organism development; regulation of transcription by RNA polymerase II
Cellular component (GO): nucleus
Molecular function (GO): DNA-binding transcription factor activity, RNA polymerase II-specific; RNA polymerase II cis-regulatory region sequence-specific DNA binding
Source: RefSeq, a predicted model, not a curated record
GGACUGCCUGAGAAUGUCUGCAUACCCAGGUGCCAUUAAAAGCUCAGGAGCUGGGGCUGAACACCCAAACCAGUUUUUAAAUUUGUGGGGUAGAUUGGCACCACCCAUUGUGAACCCAGAAGGCUGGAAUUGGGGAAACGAGGAACUCAGCGGCUCUUGGUGCAGACACCUUGGAACUGGGAGAGGUCUAGGGAGAAGUUCCCGCCGCCCUUGGAUGCUGAGUGGAACGGGAUAACCUAAGAGGCCGCCUCCAGACCUCAAGAAGGAAGAAACACGCUGGAAGAAGUCUCCUUCCACUUCCUGAAAGCCAAGUGAAAUUGUUGAGGAGCCCACUCUUCUGAGCAUGAUGUCCUAUAUCAAGCAGCCACAUUACGCGGUCAAUGGGUUAACAUUGGCUGGGCCAGGCAUGGAUCUUCUGCAUUCAGCGGUUGGAUACCCCACUACCCCUCGGAAGCAAAGGCGUGAACGUACCACCUUCACCCGGGCACAGCUGGACAUCUUGGAGGCCCUCUUCGCCAAGACACGCUACCCCGACAUCUUCAUGCGCGAAGAGGUGGCGCUGAAAAUCAACCUGCCUGAAUCCAGAGUGCAGGUGUGGUUCAAGAACCGCCGGGCCAAAUGCCGCCAGCAGCAACAGCAGAGCACCGGCCAGGCCAAAGCACGUCCGGCUAAGAAAAAAACCUCCCCUGCCCGAGAGACCAGCUCCGAAACCAGCACCAAUGGGCAGUACAGCCCCCCGCCGACUGGCGCAUCGGCGACACCCAGCUCGAGCGCCAGUGCCACCGUCUCCAUCUGGAGCCCAGCCUCCAUCUCCCCAAUCCCAGACCCCCUGUCUGCCUCCACCACACCCUGCAUGCAAAGAUCCACCGCCUACCCCAUGACCUACACCCAAGCUCCUGGUUACACCCAGACCUACGCCGGAUCCACCUCCUACUUCAGCGGCCUCGACUGCAGCUCCUACCUGUCCCCUAUGCAUCCGCAGCUGUCUGCCCCUGGAGCUGCUCUGAGCCCCAUCGCAACCCCAACCAUGGGUAGCCAUCUGAGCCAGUCACCGGCCUCCCUCUCCAGCCAGGGUUACGGCACAGCAGGGCUGGGUUACGGCUCCGUGGAUUGCCUAGACUACAAGGACCAGGCAACCUCCUGGAAGCUCAACUUCAACGCCACCGACUGCUUGGAUUACAAAGAUCAGAGCUCGUGGAAAUUCCAGGUCUUGUGAAAGGUGGUCUGUUCCACUUGCUCCCCUUCUUAGAAGUUCCUCCUUCUGUUGCGUAGCCUAUCAGGGCAACUUCCUACAUCCACCACUUGGAGUGAGACCCACCCAGCUUACUUCUCCUUCCCUUUUGAUUUUCCAGACUCUUAUGAAAGGCAGAGAAGUCUUUGUGCUCUCCCUAGCAGCACCAAGGGUUUUUUCCCUUGACUGUUCAGUCCAGAUUCUGGCAUCUUUUGCUUUUCUCCGAUGUUUUCGGAAACCCUCAUCCGAUAACGGGUGGAUUCGUGCAGACGUUAGGAACUCAUGAUUAACUGUAGCUUCAGCUGCUCAGGCAUGUAACUCCUUCAGAUACUUGGCCUGAACUCAGUGGCUGAUAACUGGUCACAGCUUUCCACCUACUGGGCUGAAGUUCAAAAUCCUGCUCUGAGCCCCAGGAUGUGUUUUACUAAAGCGUCAUCAAAGGCGGCCGGUUUGGAGGUUGGAAUUUUCACCCAGCACAUUCUCGAGAAUAGCAAAUUCUAUGGCAGAUGAAGGUGUUGAGAGACGGUUGUCUCUGGAGUCCCGUUGUUUUCUCUCCCUCCUGGGCUUGCAGAGAUAGCAGUUAAUGUUGUCUUGUCAUCGCUGUGAAAGGCAAUGCCAAGGAAGAAGUGAAUUGGAGGUGGUCCCUUUUUAAAUUUCCACUUCAGGCAUCACAGCACGGUCUGACAGUGGGCGUAUUAUUUUCAAACCCACAACGGCUGGGCAUUAUUUUUUUUAAAAAAACUAUGGGCAGAUAGGAAGGGGUGCACAAACUGAUUAGCAGUUUGCAUGGGUGAAAAAAACCAAGUACACCACCUGUAUUUCACAGGUCACCUCGCCAUCUGACAUUGUGAAAGUAGCAGACAAUAAUCUUUAUCACUGUUCUGUGAAAAAGUGUAUGCAAAUUAAGUUAUUGUUUAAAGGCACAGGAGAAAACCAGGCUGAGAAUUUCCCCCUGGUCAGUUGGCAACCGUAUCAGAUCCAACAUCUCUCAUCGCCAACACACAGAUUAUUUAUGUAAAUAAAACCUCAUUUGGAGGUUUAGAAUUUGUUCUUCUGUUUUGGAUUCAUGCAGAGAUGAAUAUGGAAUCUAUUUUUUGUUUUUUACUGGUUAUGUCUGGAUAAAGUUUAUUGGGGGGAAAUGGGGAAGGGGUGAGAUCUAACUAUUUCUAGUUAAAGUGUCAUUUGAAUCAGGACUUUUAUCAGAACAGAAAAAGUUUGAUAAAUAUUUGUAAAGAAUAUGAUUACUUUCCCCCCGAUGCAUUGCAGAACUCGGCAUUUAAAUUUUAAAAAAGGUUCCCUUUUGUAAACACUAUUAGAAAUGAUUUAGUUCUAGUUUUCCUACUUGUUAAAAAAAAAAUGAAACGAGAAAGAAAACAUUCCUUUUGCUGUAGAUGAGGAACACUUGCACGCAAGUUAUUUUUUUGACAGCUCUCUCUAUUUAUUAUUGUCUUAGUCCGUGAUGAACAAUUUACUGUACAGUUCCAAAACUUGUUGGUGGUUUUAAAAAAAAAAAGAGGAAAAAUAUUAAAAUGUA